Messenger RNA from Tinamus guttatus (white-throated tinamou), 1080 nucleotides. NCBI's taxonomy places the organism in Eukaryota, Metazoa, Chordata, Aves, Tinamiformes, Tinamidae. The record is from RefSeq and is a predicted model, not a curated record.
CUGCUCACGGAGGAUGACGUCUACUGCCGGUGCCUGUCCAAGACGCUGUGUCACACGUCCACGCCGGUCACCGUGGGCGUCUACGCGCCCUGCGGCCGGCGCCUCUACUCGCUGCUGGACAAGAACAUCGAGUUCAUCUUCAUCCGCUUCAGCGCGUGGCAGUACGCCGGCUGCGACAAGCUGUGGGCCGGGCUGGUGACCACGCUCUGCGACAGCGUCCGCCAGCACUUCGGGGCCCUCCCGCUCAGCGUCUACCACGUCAUGGGCAGCCGGCCCCGCUACGCGUCCGGCUUCAGCCAGCGCGAGUGGGUGCUCAAGAAGGACACGUGUCUCAAGCUCUGGGGGCUGGUGGCCCUGCUGAGCGCGGGGCUCGUGGUGCUGCUGGUGGCCUUGUUGGUGCCGGGCAUCAAGGACAACCACGCGCUCAAGGUGGCCGGCAGCAGUGGCUCUGGGCUGGUGCUGGGCGCCGCCUCCAUCCUCAAGAACCUGCUCAUCAGCGAGAAGAAGAAGAUCGAGCACUUGACCAACAGCGAGAAGUUCACGAGCCAGCUGGGCUUCAUGAGCAAGGUGCGCAGCGAGGUGGAGGUGCUCAUCGGCUUCCUGGCCUUCAUGGAGAUCUUCGAGCGGCGGCAGCUCCGCGUCGUGCUGGAGAUCACCAGCCUGGACAUCUGCUACCCGGAGAAGGUGGCCGGGGUGCUCAACGCCAUGAACACGCUGCUCUCGGACGCCAACAGCCCCUUCAUCUUCCUGCUGGCCGUGGACCCCAGCGUCAUCGUGCCGUGCCUGGAGCAGACGAGCUGCAUGAAGGGCCUGGCCGACAACGGCUACCUGUACCUGAACCGCACGGUGACGCUGCCCUUCUCCAUCCCGGAGAUGGGCACGCGCUCCAAGCUGCAGUGCCUGGAGGAGGCGGUGCAGACGCGCGAGGACCUCAUGUACCGCAUCAUCACGCGCAACGUGGAGCGCGGCCACCGGCGCGCCAAGGGCGCCGUGGCGCCGGUGCGCAACCGUGUGGGCGGUCCCGGAGCCGGGAUCGUUCCGGAGAAAGAGAGGAAAAGCAAAUGCGAGUGGGAUCGGUAG